Geosmithia morbida is the source of this 1329-nucleotide messenger RNA. RefSeq names its product Serine incorporator (Serinc). The transcript has a single exon. Lineage: Eukaryota; Fungi; Ascomycota; Sordariomycetes; Hypocreales; Bionectriaceae. Gene Ontology annotation, cellular component: membrane. The record is from RefSeq and is a predicted model, not a curated record. Bases 1 to 1329 code for a protein of 442 amino acids.
AUGCUAACCAGUCGACUCAACAGUGUCGCAACCCGUAUCGCAUACGCUCUCAUGCUUCUCAUCAACUCCAUAGUCGCAUGGAUCAUGCUCACACCGUGGGCAAUCAAUAAGUUGCAACAUCUUACUUUGGACUACGUUAAAAUAGAUUGUCCGACUGGACAAUGCUAUGGCUGGCUGGCCGUCCAUCGCAUCAACUUCGCCCUCGGCUUGUUUCACUUGAUAUUCGCUGGCCUCCUCUUUGGCGUCACUUCCUCCAAGAACCCUCGGGCUGCGAUCCAGAAUGGCUACUGGGGCCCCAAGAUUAUUGCCUGGCUCGCCUUCGUCGUUCUGUCAUUCCUCAUUCCUGACGAAUUCUUUAUGUUUUGGGGCAACUACAUUUCGUACAUUGGAGGCAUUCUGUUCCUUCUACUUGGUCUCAUUCUCCUUGUCGACCUUGCCCAUAACUGGGCUGAAUACUGCCUGGAGAAAAUCGAGGAUACUGACUCCAGAUUCUGGCGCUUUGUUCUAAUUGGCUCCACGCUCGGCAUGUACAUUGCGUCAAUUGCAAUGACUGUCGUCCAGUACAUCUUCUUUGCUCCUUCCGGAUGCUCUAUGAACCAGGCUGCCAUCACCAUCAAUCUACUUCUGUGGAUUGGUAUUUCGAUACUCUCCAUCAACCCGGCAGUCCAGGCACAUAACCCCAAGGCUGGUCUUGCCCAGGCUGCCAUGGUUGCUGUCUACUGUACUUACUUGACCAUGUCCGCCGUCUCCAUGGAGCCGGACGACAAGCACUGCAACCCCUUUGUGCGUGGCCAGGGGACGCGUACCACGUCCGUCGUUAUCGGAGCUGUCGUGACUCUGCUGACGGUUGCAUACACGACGACCCGUGCCGCAACGCAGAGUCUCGGCCUUGGAAGCGACUCCGGGGCAAUUCGUCUCUCCGACGAUGAUGAGCAUGAUCUCGUUACACAGCAACCCGGAAGUCGGCGGCAGAUGCGGGCCGAAGCACUUCGCCGAGCUGUAGAGGAGGGUAGCCUCCCGGCCGAUGCCCUGCUUUCAGAUGACGAGAGUGAGAGUGGUGGAGACAACAGCAACCACGACGACGAGAGGUCAAGCACGCAGUACAAUUACACCAUCUUCCACGUUAUCUUCUUCCUGGCGACAUGCUGGGUCUCGACGCUGCUUGUUCUUAGCCACGAGGAAACCGCGGAAGAUGGUGAUUUUGCCACGGUGGGCCGCACUUAUGCGGCAAGUUGGAUCAAGAUUGUGAGCGCUUGGGCAUGCCAUGGCAUGUAUAUUUGGACGCUUGUGGCGCCAAUUGUUCUCCCCGAACGCUUUGAUUUCUCGUAG